Molecule: messenger RNA, 1130 nt
Organism: Camellia sinensis
Lineage: Eukaryota; Viridiplantae; Streptophyta; Magnoliopsida; Ericales; Theaceae
Product: proteasome subunit beta type-4
Cellular component (GO): proteasome core complex
Source: RefSeq, a predicted model, not a curated record
GGGCUGAGCGGUUUGAAUUCGGGCCUAGUUAGCCUGGCUUUCUUGGAAGAAGGGACACCCGAAGAAGUUCAUUCAUACAUAUCUUUCAGAUCGAAACGAAAUUUUGCUCCGUAUUUUGUUGAGAAAGUAGCAAUCAAAAUCAAAAUCUCAAAAUGAAUCUGGUGGACUCUAAUCAAGCUCAAAACAACAACUUAAUGGUCUCUGAAGCUGCAUCAGAGCGAACUCUUUAUCCAUACGUGACCGGUACAUCAGUAAUUGGCAUCAAGUACAAGGAUGGUAUUCUCAUGGCUGCUGAUAUGGGAGGUUCCUAUGGGUCUACCCUGCGUUACAAGAGUGUGGAGCGAUUGAAGUCUAUUGGAAAACACUCUCUUCUUGGUGCAAGUGGAGAAAUUAGUGAUUUUCAGGAGAUUUUACGCAACCUUGACGAGCUCAUUUUGUAUGACAAUAUGUGGGAUGAUGGGAACUCAAUGGGGCCUAAGGAAGUGCACAACUAUUUGACUCGGAUGAUGUACAAUCGUCGCAACAAGUUCAACCCACUAUGGAAUUCACUUGUACUUGGAGGAGUGAAAAAUGGUCAGAAGUAUCUUGGAACGGUUAAUAUGAUCGGUGUUCAUUUUGAGGACGAUCAUGUGGCAACUGGAUUUGGAAAUCACCUUGCAAGGCCUAUUCUCCGUGAUGAAUGGCAUGCAAACUUGAGUUUUGAAGAUGGUGUUAAGUUACUGGAGAAAUGCAUGCGUGUACUUCUCUAUCGUGAUAGGUCUGCAAUCAACAAACUUCAGAUAGCAAAAAUCACUGAAGAGGGCGUGACGAUUUCUCAGCCCUAUGCAUUGAAGACUUUCUGGAAUUUUGCUGCUUUUCAGAAUCCAACUGUGGGCGCUGAAGGGUCUUGGUAGUGCCGAAGCAUGUGGCUUGAAAAUUGAAAAACAUAGCAGCACCUUGAGUUGCCGAAUUUAAAAUUUGAUUCCAUCUUUAUUUUCAUUUAGUAGACUAUAUGUAUGUUGUUAACUGAGUUCAUUUGAAGUUUCUCUUGUGGACUAAUCUACUGUGUUCAUCAAAUGAUCGAAAGUGAUAAGAGACAUUGAUUAUCUGAACUGAAAUGAAUUGCCCUUUUAUGUUUUUGAAUUUAGAAA